AUGUCUCCCAAGUUCAACAACCUACUCGCUGCUGUCUCUGCUGCCCUCGGGCUCGCGUUGGUCAUCGUCCAUCCGCUCGUGACUGCGAUUGGCGUUGGAGCAAUGGUGCUUUACGGAAAGUCUUCCAAGUUUCCUCCUGAAGGAGCAAACAUUGGAGAAGGAAGUCCCAGUCCUACUGAGACAUCCAUGACUUCCGAAAUCGACAACCUCAAGGCGCGGCUCAAGCUCGCGGAGCUCGACGAACGCAUCAUCGCGACCGAGCUCGGCGCAAUCAAGGCGUGCAACACUGCAUUGGAAAUCGAACUCGCGGCGUUACGCCCGGCGUUGAAACUCCAAGCCGACAGAUGCCGAGAGCGCAUCAGGAUUCGGGACGAAGAAGUGGAGGCGUUGCGGGAGCAGGUGUACGACGCCAACGAGAGGAGGAGGAGCGAGAAGGCCGAGGCUGACAAGCAGAGGGACCACGCUCGUCGGGUGGAACAGAAGCUACUGGCUCUUUCCACCGCAUGGAGCUACUCCGAGCAGAGCAUGGCUGUCCUUCCCCCUCCCCCGUCACUCUCUAUCUCUCCCUCCACCGACAUCCAUACCCUUCAGAACGCUCUCGCCGAAGCCAACCUUAAAGUCGAGGCUCAGACCGACCGCGCCGAGUUGUCCGGACAGGCGUUACAGUCGUUGCUUCACAUCAACGAGCAGGUCUGCGCACGGAUGGAGGCUCUCGAGCGCACGAUAGCGGAGCUGAGGACCGGAACAUCGAAGGUCUUCAGCGUUCGCGAUCACCACACUGCCUCGCCACUUGCCCCCGUCGCCCUAUCCUCUUUCGAUUCUGUCAUCAACUCUCCCCGUGUUCCUUCUUCGAUGAUCUCGUCCGCUUCUCUUCCCAUCCUUCCCAUGCAUUCUACACCACCUCCGAUAAUGUCCUCUACUUUAAUAUCUACCUCUCCUUCCACCCCCGCACUCCCCUUAUUCACUCCAUCACCCUCUUGCACUAUACCCAUGCACUCCGGUUUCUCUCCAAAGGUUUCAUUCUCAUCUUCAGCCUCCGCGCUCCAUUACUUCUUAUAUCCUUCCCAUGACCCCGCCGAGAUCGACAUUGCUUCCCUCAUCGACUACAUCCACCACUUGGACCAGCUCGUCGCAUCUCUGGAAUCGAAGAUUCGGACGCUCGAGUACACCAAUCAGGAGCUCGAGGGCGACCUAGGCGACCAACUCUUCAUUGCCGUGCAGCUCACGGAGAUGAUCUUCUCCGUGGGCCAGGAAGCCGCUGCGAAUGACGAGAAGAUCAACUUCCUCAAGCGCGUCAUUCUCAAGAGGCUUGGCGAACAGGAGCCCGAGGGUGCGGAGCGGUACAUCGCGGACACAAAGAGUCUUCAUCCUUUUCCGCACGUCAUCCUAACCCAGCCCGAGGGUGGGAUUGUGCGCGGAGUGGACAAUAUCAGCAGGCUGAUUUCAACUCGCAACUCUUUCUAUUCCCCGAUGUUCGCGUCCACUCCCUCCGGAUUCGUUGGGUCCAAGCGCUUGACUCUCAGCAAUAUCUCAAUGUUCUCCGACGUCAAUCGGCUCAUCGACGAUGGGCGGCUGCUGAAUCUUUGGGACGACGACCCAUUACCCUGGGAUGUCAUGCUCCGUAAUCUAGCCGAUUUCUCGUUUGGCGUCGACGUUGAUGCGUGCUCCGGAGAGGCGAAGGCAGAGGAAGAUCUACGCGAGGGCUCAGUCUAUGUCACUGGUGACAUAGCUUCACUGUCCGCCUCUUCGGACGACGAUGACACGGAGCAUUCGGAGGACGCGACAUCAUCCAGCUCAUCUCUGAUGCCUUCUCCUACAUUGCCGUUCACUCCGCCGACUUCGUCACGAUCUUCCUCUCCGCCUACUUCGCCAUCAACGUCUUCGGUGGGUUUCCCAGAGGAUGACGAGUGUCUGAUCGUCAACACGAACGAGCCGGGGCUACUCAACUCGCUAUCGUCUUGUCGCUCCCUCCUCGCCGCCCCCUCGUCAACUAACAUGCUCGGUCGGCUCGCCUAUUCCCAGACGCCGGCGUUCGACGAUGUAGACUGGUUCAUCGGGAUGGUAUCCGCUAUUGGGUCUCAGGGUAGUUGCUGGCAGCUUCCCUAGACGCUUUUUGUGGAUUUCCUUUUCCCUUUUGUACCAUUGCAUUGUUUGAUUCUAUGUCUAUGGCAGAGCAAAGGUCUUUUGUCGCAGUCACUACUACUCAUAAUCUACAGUCUUACUUAAUCUUCCGGCGCGGUGUGCAUGAUACGAUAGGUCUCCCCUGAAAAAUCACAACCUUUUUUAAUCCAUGGUUUAGCGUCCAUUUCUAAUCCAAAUAUCCUCGCUUUAAAAUCGC
Molecule: messenger RNA, 2338 nt
Organism: Coniophora puteana RWD-64-598 SS2
Lineage: Eukaryota; Fungi; Basidiomycota; Agaricomycetes; Boletales; Coniophoraceae
Exons: 5
Coding region: 1-2106 (701 amino acids)
Source: RefSeq, a predicted model, not a curated record